Molecule: messenger RNA, 1302 nt
Organism: Lolium rigidum
Lineage: Eukaryota; Viridiplantae; Streptophyta; Magnoliopsida; Poales; Poaceae
Exons: 3
Coding region: 1-1116 (371 amino acids)
Source: RefSeq, a predicted model, not a curated record
AUGGCCGCCGGCGACGUGCUCAUGGCCAGCGGCGACCUAGGGUCUGAGGAGGAAGUCGACGAGAGUGGCUGCUUAGAGCCGCUCUUCUACGACGAGGCGGCGGUGGUGGCCGAAGUGACGGCAAAGGCGGAGAGGCGGCGGCGGGAGGCCGAGGAGAAGGCGGCGGAGCAUGCGAGGAACUUGGAGGAGUGGACGUGGAGAAAUGCAGCGCAUCAGGCUGUCCUCGACAGGAUCAAAGAGUACGAUCCCGAGACUGGGGAGGUCUGCUACACCCGAUUCUACCACAAGGAUUUCUCCAGUUUCGACAUCGACGAGGAGUCGCCUCUGCCUGCGAUGCGACACACUCACAGUACUGCAACCACAUACACCAACCCACUUGGAGAACAGUUUUACCGCCUGUUUGAAUCAGCAAAUAUCCUCUCAGUUAAGAUAGCCGCUUCAGAUGUGUGCUUUCCGUUACAAGUGUAUGGUACUGUGAUUGCCAGAGAUUACCUUGAUUUCAAGUGUGUCUAUCUCUUCCGUCGCUGUCGAGAGGAUUUCCAAGUCAUCCACUCAGAGGAUGAAUCGUUGAUCUUGACUGGCCCAACUCGAGGACUUGUGUUAAUGGAUAACUUAUACUUGGAGGUAGAUCUUAAGGUCAGGGACAAAAAGGACAAAGACCAAGAACUUAGCAAGGGACUGUGUGUGAUUGAUGGUGUAAGAUUGGGAGGGUGGGAUUAUAGUCGUGUUGGAUGUAUCGACCUCAAAAGCAGGCUGAGCACCGUGGAUGUGAAAUUUGCAGUAGUUGUAUCUGCAGUGGAGGCUACCUUUGAAAUCAAGGUUAUGAAGGGAAAUUUCUUUGGAGAAAUCACAGCGUACACAUCUAGAAUUCAGGAUUGCCUUGUGUUACAUGAUAGCAGAGCAGGUGGUGUAACCUGUGAUGGUAGUGGAAUGAUCCAGCUGUGGCGUCGUGUUGUAUGUGUUAGCAAGAAGGAGAAGCUUCUGUUGAAGAUUGCUACUGCCUCUACUACCCAGACUGUUGAUUUUACUCCAGAUGUCAGCGGCGCAGUGAAAAAUGAAAUUACUUGUGGUGAUGUUACAAUGCACAUCAAGGUCAACUGGUCAAUAUUUGGCUGAAACUUUGUAGUGCCUAUGCCUAAUUGAGCCAUGUAAUGGCUGCUAAUGUGUGUCUUCUCAUAAAACUUAGUGUUUGUGUGUGCGAUGUUAUGGCAAAUUGAAUUAUGUAGAGGUUGCUAACGUGGAUGUUAACAUGAAACGAAGUUGGUCCUUGACCACUCUUAUCUUAUUGGAUUUGUGAUGUCA